CAUUUUACAUGUAUUCAAAAGCAUAUUUGAAGAUCAAUAAAAUCAUUUCUGAGACAGAUUAUUAAUAGAAACGACAGGCAGCAGACACAAGAUCGCGGAGAAAGCCGAGCAGCAACGAGGCGCCCUCGCUGAAUAACGUUCAACACUUCAUCCCCGACAGGUGUUCGGAGUCAUCGUUCCCACGCGCGACAAAUCCGGAGGAGCUUAUUUCGUCGUAUAAAUGGCUGAGAUGGCCGGAGUAGCUCCCGCCACGGCGGCGGCUGCCCCCGAUCCGGACGGCUUUGACGGAGUUCGCAUGACCUGGAACGCCUGGCCUCGAUCCAAGAUUGAAGCGAGCAAGUGCGUGAUCCCUGUCGCUGCAUCGAUCGCCCCGAUCCGCUCCUUUCCGGACCUUGUCGUCCUUCCCUAUUCCCCUCUCCGCUGCAAGAGUCCUUGCUCAGCCGUCCUCAACCCUUUUUGCCGUGUCGAUUUCCCCUCCAAAAUAUGGAUCUGUCCCUUCUGCUUCUCUCGAAACCAUUUUCCACAGCACUAUGCGGCCAUCUCCGAGACCAAUGUUCCCGGCGAGCUCUACCCACAGUGUUCCACCGUUGAGUACGCCGGCCCUCCGCUUGUUUCAGGCGGUGGACAAUCGGCGGCGCCGAUGGCGCCCACGCCGCCGCCCCCCAUUUUUCUCUUCAUCCUCGAUACAUGCGUGAUCGAGGAGGAGUUAGGAUUCGUCAAGUCGGCCAUGCGGCGUGCAAUCGGACUUCUCCCGGAGAAUGCUCUUGUCGGGCUCAUCACCUAUGGCACCCAGGUCUAUCUCCACGAGCUCGGAUUCUCUGAUCUUUCCAAGCUGUACGUCUUUCGGGGGACUAAGGACAUCUCCAAGGAGCAGAUUCUUGAUCAGCUAGGGCUCUCGGCAGCGGGGAGGUCACCGGCUCCAGGUUUCCCGAAGGGUGGAAUGCCUCAGGCGAAUGGAUUGCAUCCCGCAGCGUCAGUCAACAGGUUUUUGCUGCCGGCAUCUGAUUGCGAGUAUACACUUAAUGCUUUGUUAGACGAGCUGCAAACAGAUCAAUGGCCUGUGGAGGCUGGGAACAGAGCUCGGAGGUGCACUGGUGUUGCUUUGAGUGUUGCAGCUGGAUUGCUGGGCGCAUGCUUGCCUGGUACUGGGGCAAGAAUAAUAGCUUUGGUCGGAGGGCCGUGCACAGAGGGCCCUGGAAUGAUUGUUUCCAAAGAUUUAUCAGAGCCAGUUAGAUCACACAAAGAUCUGGAUAAAGAUGCUGCUCCUCAUUACCAUAAGGCUGUUAAAUUUUAUGACAAUCUGUCCAAGCAGCUCGUUAAUCAGGGCCAUGUUUUAGAUCUAUUUGCUUCUGCACUUGAUCAGGUUGGCAUUGCGGAGAUGAAAGUUGCUAUUGAAAGGACUGGUGGACUUGUUGUCCUUGCUGAAAGCUUUGGGCAUCCAGUGUUUAAGGAUUCUUUUAAAAGAAUAUUUGAAAGUGGUGAACAGUCUCUUGGCCUCUCUUUCAAUGGGACGCAUGAGAUCUACUGUUCAAAAGAAAUUAAAAUUCAGGGUAUUAUUGGACCUUGCACAUCUUUGGAGAAGAAAGGAGCUUUGUGUUCAGAUACGGUGAUUGGUCAAGGAAAUACAACUGCAUGGAAAAUAUGCGGUCUUGAUAGGAGCACUUGUUUGACUGUCUUUUUUGACAUAUCACCAAGUGAGCGAUCAAACCAAUCAGGAAUCCCAAAUCCUCAAUUGUAUAUACAAUUCUUAACAAACUAUCAGAAUCCUGAAGGUGAGAUUAGGCUACGAGUUACAACCAUCACUAGAAGAUGGGUAGAAGGAUCUGCAAAUACAGCGGAACUGGUUGAUGGGUUUGAUCAGGAAACUGCUGCUGUUGUAUUGGCCAGAUAUGUGACAUUUAAGAUGGAGAUGGAGGAAGAAUUUGAUGCAAUGCGAUACUUGGAUAGAUCACUCAUCCGGAUUUGCUCGCGUUUUGGUGACUAUCAGAAAGAUGAUCCUAAUUCAUUUAUUAUAAAUCCUAAUUUUUCAAUAUUUCCUCAGUUUAUUUUUAACUUGAGGCGGUCACAGUUUGUACAGGUUUUUAAUAAUAGCCCUGAUGAGACUGCAUAUUUCCGCAUUUUGUUGAACCGAGAAAGCAUUGCAAAUUCAGUUGUUAUGAUUCAGCCUUCACUGAUAUCAUACUCUUUUAACGCACCACCUUCACCUACUUUGUUGGAUGUUGCAUCUAUAGCACCAGACCGCAUACUCUUACUAGAUGCAUAUUUCAGCAUAGUUAUUUUUCAUGGCACGACAAUUGCUCAGUGGCGCAAUAUGGGCUACCAAAACCAGCCAGAGCAUCAGGCUUUCGCUCUUCUAUUGCAAGCUCCACAUGAUGAUGCCCAAAUGAUAAUAAGUGAUAGAUUUCCAGUCGCAAGAUUAGUUGUUUGUGAUCAGCAUGGCUCUCAGGCAAGAUUUCUUUUAGCUAAGCUGAACCCAUCAGCCACAUAUAACUCCGCGCAUGAUGUCGCUCCCGGCUCGGAUAUUAUCUUUACAGAUGAUGUGAGUCUUCAAGUUUUCUGUGAGCAUCUCCAGAGGCUGGCUGUGCAGUCAUGAAACAUAUUUAUGCACCAUUGCCCCCCAAACUCCUACGCUGCUUCAGAUUAUCAUACCUGGUUUGGAUGAUACUCCUAGUAGCCUUCAGUUUCAUACAGUUGUUUGUAGUCCAUUCCACCGUUUAUCCAUAUUAAAUAUAACUAAUAAGCUACGUUUGCAUUAAAUUUUUUUUUUUUUGGGGGGUGGAAUGAAAAAUGAGGGUUGGCGAAUAGCGUUAUUUCAGGCAUGUAUUUAUGUUGCAGGGAUUAUAUUGCUGUUAGACAUUUUGCAUAGUUUGGCAUAGGGAAUAUAAUAAAUAAUUUU
Phalaenopsis equestris is the source of this 2896-nucleotide messenger RNA. RefSeq names its product protein transport protein SEC23-like. Bases 221 to 2593 code for a protein of 790 amino acids. NCBI's taxonomy places the organism in Eukaryota, Viridiplantae, Streptophyta, Magnoliopsida, Asparagales, Orchidaceae. The record is from RefSeq and is a predicted model, not a curated record. Gene Ontology annotation, molecular function: GTPase activator activity; zinc ion binding. The transcript is spliced from 12 exons. Gene Ontology annotation, cellular component: COPII vesicle coat; endoplasmic reticulum exit site. Gene Ontology annotation, biological process: intracellular protein transport; endoplasmic reticulum to Golgi vesicle-mediated transport; COPII-coated vesicle cargo loading.